AUGUUUUGGUCUUCUAAAUCAGGGAUCAGUUCCAACUACUCCUACUCUUCCUCCCCCACUUUCACUGUAGAGCCUUGGAAUGUUCAUACUGGCAGGUCGAAGAGUAAUAGUUCUUCCAGUUCAACGUCAAGAGUUUCGGUGUUCAUAUUCGAUAAAAGACAUUUCGAAAAUCACUUGCUUACAUCCGGUAUAAUCAAGUCGCGAUCUUCAACUAGGGACAAACAAUUCAUUCAAAGUGCCUACGAUAUACUCAGAGCGCAGGUUAACCAACUCGCGAAAAUUAAGCACCCAAAUGUGUUAGCGCUUAUCGAACCUCUAGAAGAACAUUCGAAGAAUUUCAUUUUCGUUGCUGAAUAUGUUACGGGCAAUCUAGAGUCUAGCAUUAUGGAAGGAAAUUCUGGAGAUGAUUCUGACGUAUUGGAACUAUCACAACCGGCAGUUUCUGGAGACGUAGUUACGCAACGCGGUAUUUUACAAAUAUCUCAAGGCCUCGACUUCAUUCACAACCGUGCUAACUCAGUGUUGCUUGACCUCAGACCGGCGACCGUGUUGGUGAACGAAAAUUCUGAUUGGAAAAUUUCUGGUCUUGGCCACCUCACAAAACUACCGCCUGGUUCCAAUACGGGCCAAUAUACACCGGAUUUCAACCCCAACUUUCCCGCAUUUAUGCAUAUUCCUCUCAGCUACAGUGCACCGGAACUGAUAUUGGAAAAUAUGCUCACGCCGAAAAAUGAUUACUUCGCACUCGGGCUACUGAUUUAUUUUCUAUACUACAAAAGGGACUUGUUCACUUGUCAAAAUUACAUUGGAGAUUACAAAAAAGAGUUUAGCAAGUACGAAAAGGACUUAUUGCAACUGUCCUAUGAGAAGUAUUUUUCCAGGGUACCCCAAAAAUUAAGGUUCAGCAUGUCCAAAUUGAUGAACAGAGACGUGUUUUCUAGAUAUGAUAACAUAAAUGAGUUUUUGGAGAUUGAAUUUUUUCAAGAUCCUCUGGUUAAGACAUUGGCAUUUCUGGACGACUUACCGACAAAGGACUCUAAGGAAAGGAGUAUUUAUUUAAAUGGGCUCUUGGAAAUACUUCCUCAAUUUCCUCCUCAACUAUUACAGCGGAAAUUUCUUCCCAUUUUAUUACAGUUGUUGGAUCAAGUAUGUUCAUCAGACGCUAUAGACGAACAAAGUCUCAAUACGCUCGUUACUGUUAUAUCUAAGAUUGGUGCAACGUUAUCACAGCUCUCAUUUCAAGAGAAAGUGUAUCCACAUCUCGUCUCGGGAGAAACCUUUGGGAGACUAUUAGAGCAUGCUACGGCAAGUCUUAUCGAGAAUGUGGACAUCUUUCAAAGAAAAAUAAAAUCAGAGUUGUUUACCGAUAAAGUUUUAAAACCACUAUGCAUGCAUGUCUUCUCUAAGGUUAGUGGUGAAGCAGCUGUGCCAUUGCAGGUCUCAUUCAUGGAAAAGCUAGAUAUUAUAUUAAAAGCUUUCGAUUUCCCCACCGUUAAGAAUUUCUUAUUUGAUUUACUAUCCAAGCUUUUCGUUAAGACCACCAGCCUCACAGUAAAGAGUGCAUGCGUUGAUAGCUUUAGAACGAUGAUAGACCGCAGAGCUGUUGAUAAAUUCACCUGUGUCGACAGCUUGCUACCACUUUUCAAAGCUAUGAAGACCCGAGAUCCCCGCAUUCUUAUGAAAACUUUAGAACUUUUUCGUUUAUUCCCGGGGACAGUUCAGACUGAAGAAGUGCUAGUAGAGCAACUUUUGCCAUUGCUUUGGGAUCUUUCGAUGGCGAUGACUUUGAAGCCAACACAAUUUUCCGAGUUUACGAGCGUUAUCAACAAAAUUAGCACAGAUCUACAGGUUUCUCACCUCGAAAAACUAAAAGUAUCCACAGGAAAAGAAACUAAUUUUGAUAAAGUCAUAGAGAAACCUAUACGGAAAACGGAAGACCCUGAUUUACAAGCCUCUCACAAAAUUGGUGUUCCAGCCAUGCUGCCAAAGAUUCAGAAAGAGGCGAAUACUCUUAAGCCAUUUCCGAAACCUAGACUACCCGUUAGUACAUCAAAACCACUUCCGAAGCCAACAGCUAAGGCUCCCUCGAAGCUUACCACAGAUUCUCACGUUUCAACUCUAACACCCCGCACACGCACUAAAGCUCCUUCCAGACCAUUGGUUUUAACAAAGGGUGCUGCCACUGCAAGUGUGAAAUCAAAUCCUGGAUUUAAAUCUACUGCCGCACCCGAAGUACCCCUAAGACGCGACCACGAAGAUUUUGACGAUUUUGACGAUUUUGUAUCAUCUGCACCAUCUACCAUUAGUGCUAACUCAACAAAUACAUCAUCAGCUUUUCCACCAGGCUUUUCAAUGUCUAUUCAACCACAGAAAUUUCCAGCAGCCCGCCAAAAUAAACCUUACACCUCUACCGAAUCAUCAUCGUUAUUAUAG
Molecule: messenger RNA, 2433 nt
Organism: Lachancea nothofagi CBS 11611
Lineage: Eukaryota; Fungi; Ascomycota; Saccharomycetes; Saccharomycetales; Saccharomycetaceae
Source: the annotation of a GenBank genome assembly